AUGCAGACGAUAAUAGUGUUUAUUGUGUUCACAAUAAUAACUCAAACUGUAUCACAAUGUGACAAAGAAUAUAGUGUAGAAUUAAAAAACCGGAUGUAUAAAGGUGUUAAAUAUGAACCACAUGAAAUAAUAGUGGAUAAUGUGACUAAAGUGGAAAGGGGAUGUGUGUGUUUGAAGGAAGUUUGUGCCAAAAAGUGCUGUCCCUUAGGCCAAGCGUAUAACAGGGAGCUGAAGAUAUGUGUCGAGAUCUCAAAACCAUUCAAUCCUCCAGUCUAUAGAGAGUAUCAGUUGUUACCAGGAUACAAUGCAACGAAGGAGCUACACUUUUUCUACGGAAAAAUGAACUGUUCGGAUGAGCUAGAAGAAAUUAGAGUCCCAGUAGCUCCUGCUUCGUAUAAUUUUCAUUUAAGAACGGAUGGGAAGCUGUACGUGAAAAUCGACACUUCUGUUAAGGUCCUAAUCUAUGAUGCGAGCAAAUACUGCAUCGACACGUUUGUCUCUGACACUGAAGAACCACACCUCAACGCCCUCAUCUGCUUUGUCCCGAAGCCGGAACAUAACAACUAUACUAUGAGCAGCAGUUGUAUGCUGAUAUCCUGUUUCUUUAUUCUCCUCACCGUGGCAGUGUACGCAUGGCUGCCUGAACUGAGGAACCUUCAUGGAAUGGUGCUGAUGGCAUACCUACUCAGUUUCUUCGUCGGCUUCCUGUUCCUAGCUACUAUGCAGAUCCUUAUCCUAUUGAAGGAGAUAUCCGAAGAUAUAUGUAUCGUUCUAACUUUCAUCGUCUACUUCUCUCUUCUGGCAGCGUUCUUCUGGCUGAACGUGAUGUGCUACGACAUCUGGUGGACUUUCAGUGGCAAACGAGCUCAUGGCCGUAGUGGUUCACAAAACAAGAGGUUUUUGUGUUACGCCAUCUACGCUUUUGGAGUGCCAACGAUCCUGACCAUCGUUUUAGCAGCUCUUGAAUUUUCCAACAUUCCUUUGCAUCCUCUUCUGCCUAAACUUAGGUUACAAGGCUGUUUCUUAUACGGUAACAGCAAAUUGCUGUACUUGUAUGGACCGAUUGUGAUCCUCUGUGUGGCGAAUUUGAUCUUCUUCGCGCUGACUGCCUUCAAGAUAGCAAAAAUUAAAAAAGAAACCAAAAUGCUGCGAGACAAGGAGAGCUCCACACAUGACCAGGACAGAAAAGAUACUCAAAGGUUUACUCUCUACGUCAAGUUGUUCACUGUCAUGGGCAUCAACUGGAUCUUGGAGGUGGUCAGCUCCUUCUACCCUGAAGCUGACGUGUUCUGGCAGUUCUCUGACGCUUACAACGUGCUCGUCGGCCUAAUCAUCUUCAUUAUCUUCGUCUGCAAGAAGAAGACUUGGAGAAUGAUCAAGAAGAGGAUCAAAGAUUACCAACGUUCCAAAUCUAAUAACACACAGCAAGAGAUAAAUGGCAAUAACAGACAACUAGCCCAAUGGAGAACUCAACCAGAUAGAACAUCUAGUUUGGAAACCAUUAGAACAACGGAUGGAGAUAGAAGUUCGAGAAGCAAUAAAUCUGUUAACAUAAAUCCGCAGUAG
This is a messenger RNA of Spodoptera littoralis (African cotton leafworm), 1566 nucleotides long. NCBI's taxonomy places the organism in Eukaryota, Metazoa, Arthropoda, Insecta, Lepidoptera, Noctuidae. The record is from the annotation of a GenBank genome assembly.